AUGGUGCUCAAGUCGUGGCUCGAUGUACCUGAGGAUCACGACUUUUCGAUUGAAAAUCUGCCUUUUGGGAUCUUUUCAACAGCUGAUAAUGUGACGCCGCGGCCUGGCAUCGCAAUUGGGAGAUUUAUAGUCGACCUGGCAGCAUUGGUCGACACAGAGGCAUUCUCAAUGUACUGUACCUGUCAAUUCCCAUAUGCGACCGCCUUGAAUUCCUUUGCGGCGCUUGGUCGCGAAACGGUCAACGCGGUGCGGAUGUUCGUAAAGUAUCUCCUCGUGGAAAUGACCCCAAUCAUGAGGGACAAUAGAGAGCUCCGGCAGAAGUGCAUCGUCGACACUGCCGCGGUCAAGGUUGAGAUGCAUUUGCCCAUGAAGAUUGGGGAUUUCACCGAUUUUCUAAAUUCUCGGACGUGGACAAACCCUGGCUUGACGACACUGCCUCAUCUUGGAUUCAGGUUCAAUCCCCCUCGUGCGUUUACUGCUCGCGUGUCAAGUCUUGUGACUUCGGGAACCCCGAUCGUGCGACCGCUGGGACAUUUGAUCGACUCGAAUGGUAAAGCAUACGUUGGGCCGUCACAACAGAUGGACGUCGAGAUGGAGUUUGCUUUCUUCAUUGGGGAAGGAAUCAAGCGCUUCGACCGGGUAACGAUUGACGAGGCCGAGAACCACAUAUUCGGGGUGGUGCUCCUCAACGACUGGUCAACCCGGGAUGUCCAGGCUCCCGAAGACCAUCCGUUUGCUGCCUUCAAUGCCAAAUCCUUCGCCUCGACCAUCAGUCCCUGGGUCGUGUCGAUUGACGCCUUGGAGCCUUUCCGCACAAAGACCCAGCCUCAGGAGCCAUCAGAUCUCUUGCCGUAUCUGACCGACAAGAAGGAGCUCGGGACCUUUGACAUCUCCAUCCACAUGGAGUGGAAGCUUUUCUCCGAGGGAGAAGAUGCGGAAUCGAUUUGUUCUCUGGUCGAACGUACACGGAAUGGAACAAAAGAGAUUGAAACACCUGGGGGGAACAAGAGAUUGUAUGUUCAAGACGGAGACGAGGUCAUCUUUACGGGCUGGGCGGGUGACAAGGGCGAUCCAACGCAGGCGAUGAGGAGGGUCGGUUUCGGGACCUGCGAGGGAGUCAUUGUCCCAGCGAAGCCGUUGUAG
Molecule: messenger RNA, 1143 nt
Organism: Fonsecaea multimorphosa CBS 102226
Lineage: Eukaryota; Fungi; Ascomycota; Eurotiomycetes; Chaetothyriales; Herpotrichiellaceae
Exons: 6
Coding region: 1-1143 (380 amino acids)
Biological process (GO): L-tyrosine catabolic process; L-phenylalanine catabolic process; homogentisate catabolic process
Molecular function (GO): fumarylacetoacetase activity
Source: RefSeq, a predicted model, not a curated record